AUGUCUGAUGCUGCAUUUGCAUUCACUACCCAGCUACACAGGAAUGAACCAAAGGCUUUACAAACACAGCUCCAGUUUAAUAGAAAUGUUCCUGCAGUUCCAGAGAACUUGGCUCUCAGAUUCUCUAACCCCCGUCCAAUUACAAUAGAAAAACUGAAGGCAUCCAAUGAUCGGAGAGACCUACCUGGAAGUGGGGACCCCAGCAUAAGAAGCUCUGGCAUGUUUUCAGUGAUAUCUGAAGAGAGACUAAAAUUGGCUAUUCAGCUAGCCAAAAGGGACAUCAAACGAAGACAUCUUGAAGAGCAAGUGAAACAGCAAGUGUUUGGAGAAGCUGUCAAUAAACCACUGUUGGCCCAGAAGCCACAACAGCAGAAGACUGAAGUAUUUGAAAGUCCAGAAAAUAAAAAUGCACUGAAGUCUCAAACUCACUUGAAAUAUCAGCAGAAACUCAGUCAGCCUUCCAAAGUGGAGACUACCACCUCUGGCGCUAAAGUUUAUCUUUACACACCAAAGGAGGGAAAGCUAAUACCAGCUGUUUUGGACUCUUCACCCACCCAUGGCACAGGACCAGACCCCAAGCCAAAUGUAAACAAAAAAGAAGAUAAAAAUACACAGGAAGUCCGACGUCUGCAAAAAGAAUUGAGGAGCUAUGUCCAGAAAAUUGAAGAACUGACUAAAAAAGGGAGAGAGAGAGAAAUUUUAGAUCCUGAUGAAGAGGAACGAGUUUGCCUGAGGAGACAGAAACAAGCUGCACGGUCAGCUCGGAUGCUGUAUGUACUCCAGCAACAGGUAAAAGAAAUUCAAGAUGAUUUAGAGAAGCUGAGUCCUCAUAAAGUCAAACAUACUAAAAAGUCUCGAGCAGUAUCCAGGUUGGCAGCAGCACACAGAGGAGCUGUACGAGCCUUGCAGGCAUUUGCCAGUCAGUUUACAGAUCAAACAGAGCAGCAGAUUCCUACUCACUACAAGGAACUGGGCAGCCUCAUUCGACAACUCUCUCUCUGUUCUGCCAAACUAGAAGUGGAUUCUUCCAUUUCUGACAUUAUCAUAGAUAUUUUGCUGCAGGUUGAGGAUCUGGAUUCAUUGCUGGGAAAGAAACAAACACCCAAAAAAGUGAAGAAAUGUAUUUCAGCAUCUCAGGGCAAAUCUCCAAGGAACACUGAGACAUUUCCAGCCAGAAAGCAGCUUACAUCUCCAAAAGGAGAAAACAAAUCUCGCAUCUUAAAGGGACAGCGUGGACAAGAACAUAGAAAACCUCCAGCUGCCAGGAGUCUCUUGACUGCAGUUCAGAAGGUAAACAGUUGUGCUCAUAUAUUGCACAAUAAAUUCCGAGAAGAAGAUGACCCACCUACUCGAGAGAGAAGUGCCGCUUUACAAGGAAGCAUAGAUGCAUUGGUGAGAGCUAGAGCUGUGAAAAAAGAUCCCACCCUUGAAAGUGGCCCUUUUAAGAAGAAAGGCAUGUUAUUACCUGCAAAAUCACAGGGAAUACUGAAAUCUCUAAAAUCAACACGGGUACAGCCUCCAGGAAAGCGUGCCCGAUUUCAAGAGACAACUAUAGCGUUCCAGCUAAAACAGAACAAACGACUUGUUAAGGAGAGCAGAGCACCCCGCGUGCCUCCAAACCCCGCAUCUCCGCCUGCUUCACCGAAGCGACUAGCAUGGCUUGAAGCAGCAACUUCAAGAAGAGUGAAGGACCUAACUGACCUUAGCAGAGGAGAAGUGAAAAAAAUACAUAAGUUAAGGUCACAAAGUGCUUCUCCAACGCAGUACACAGACAAAGUUGAGAAGGCAGUAUGGGAGCACUUAGAACCUCGAUUAGAUGGAACACAGCAGGCUGCAGCAAAUGCAGAUAUUCUGAGUGAAAAGCUAUUGGAUGAUCUUUUGGAAGAUACUGCUCAGGAACUGUGGAGUAUGGAGCAGCAUGAGAGACUGCAAACUGAGGCUCUGCCCAUGGCUGACAUGCAUAGUCUGGAGUCAAUGUUGCAAAGAAUGGAAGAAAUUGAAAGAUACCAAGAGGCUGUACGCAGGAGAUUCACCAAGAUUGUGUACAGUGAUUCCGAGUUCUGGGCCCAGGAAGACAAAGUUGAACAACAAAUUGCAUCAAUAGCUAAAAGACCUACAUCUCCUCAUCCAAUUCAGAUAACCAAAUUAAUCGGAUGCACAGAGACAGAAAUGGGCAUUGUAUGUGAAAAACUUUUUGAUGGCAAUGAUAGCGAUGAAAAGAAAGAAGCAGAGGAGAAAUUGCAGACUGGAAAUGACAUUCUGCAGCCCUUGACUUGGAAUUCUCUACAUAAAGAGCGCUGUGUGUCUCUCUCUGUGCCAAAGCAUAUGCUCCAGAGCAUCUUGGACUAUAACAGCAGAUACCAGCAUCACUUGAAGCUUAUUUCCCAUGAGGCGAUAGGCACUUUCAAUCCAUGGCAGAUUGCUGAGAGUCUUGCAGAGCAACUAACAGAAGAAGCCCUAUGUGAUGUGGCAGCAGAGCUGCAGGAUGUUUGUGAAGAUUAUGCAGAAGCUGUAUUCACGUCAGAGUUCUUGCAGCCAGCGCAGUAA
Molecule: messenger RNA, 2547 nt
Organism: Charadrius vociferus (killdeer)
Lineage: Eukaryota; Metazoa; Chordata; Aves; Charadriiformes; Charadriidae
Product: KIAA0753 ortholog
Exons: 15
Coding region: 1-2547 (848 amino acids)
Biological process (GO): centriole replication; protein localization to centrosome
Cellular component (GO): centriolar satellite
Source: RefSeq, a predicted model, not a curated record